Messenger RNA from Pedinophyceae sp. YPF-701, 1122 nucleotides. Lineage: Eukaryota; Viridiplantae; Chlorophyta; Pedinophyceae. The record is from the annotation of a GenBank genome assembly.
AUGGCGGAGGCGCCGUACUGGAUCGUCAGCAUGCCGCUGGUGCAGAGCAAGGACAACACCUGGAACCUGCUCAACCAGAAGACGACCUACGAAGCGGACUACUCGAUGAACUUCCGGCUAGAGAUGCCGGAGCUGCGCUGCGGAACGCUCGACUCGCUCCUGACGCUGAGCGACGACAUGGCGAAGCUGAACGCGCACCUCGAGGGCACGGUCAUGAAGCUGCGCCGCGCCCUGCAGGAGAUCCUGCCCCCGGACGACCAGGCCGUGAUGGUGGCGGGCCUCCCCGUGGACAGCUACCUGACGCGGUUCGAGUGGAACGAGGCGAAGUACCCCCCGCGGCGGCCGCUGAAGGAGCUGGUCGAGAAGAUCGUCGAGGACGUGUCCAAGGUCGAGGAGGAGAUGAAGGUCCGGAUGUCGGAGUACAACAUCCUGAAGUCGCAGAUGCAGGCCGUGGCGCGCAAGUCGCAGGGCUCGCUGGCGGUGCGGGACCUCUCGACGCUGCUGGAGCCGUCGGACCUCAUCGCGUCGGAGAACCUCGCGACCGUCGUCCUGUGCGUGCCCAAGUUCGGCGUGAACGAGUUCCUCAGGCGCUACGAGACGCUCACCGAGUUCGUGGUCCCGCGCUCGGCCAAGAUGAUCACCUCGGACAACGAGUACUGCCUGUACACCGUCAUCGUCUUCAAGCGCGUCGCCGACGACUACAAGCGGCUCGCGCGGCAAGCAGGCGUCCAGGUCCGUGAGACGAAGGGCCUCUUCGAGGACGGCGACGAGGACGGCGACGGCGGCAACGACGACGAGCUCCUCGAGCGCUGCGAUGCCGUGCGACACGACCUCGAGGCCUGGCUGCGCACCGCGUUCAGCGAGGCGUUCCAGGGCUUCGUGCACGCGCUCGUCGUGCGCGUCUUCGUCGAGAGCAUCCUUCGCUACGGCCUCCCGCCCUCGUUCCAGGCCGCGGUGAUGAAGCCGAAGCCGCGCACCGAGUCGAAGCUCCGCGGCGUCCUGUCCACGACGUUCUCGCGCGGCGACGCCGCCCUCUGGGCCGCGGGGCCCGACGACGCCAAGAACGGUCUCCUGACCACCGACGACGCACACCCCUACGUGUCCUACACCGUCACGGUAUGA